AUGUCGAACAAUCGGGUGAGUAAGAACAAUCGGGUGAGUAAGAACAAGUUAAGGGGAAUAGCGAAGGGGCCGUUGACUCCCAGCCCGUCGCCGUGUAAUAAGCGUCAGUUGAAGCAGUAUAUCCUUUCUGUUGGUUCAAAGACGCGGCGCACCUGUGCACAGUGUGGUAUGUCUUACUUGGUGAAUUCGCCCAGUGAUGUUAAACUGCACGAUAAAUUCCAUAGGAUAUGUGUUGAUGGGCGUGAUUGGAACAUGAGACUGGGUGAGCCCCUGGAGUCGAUUUCUCAGAACGAGGCCAUCUAUAAAGUGGACUCCUCCAGACAAUAUGAAUGCAUCGGUGCUCUGGAGAUGCUGGACAUCGUCAACAAGGAAUUGAAUGCGCCGGACGAUAAUGAUUUUUGGACCUCUGGAGACUCAAAUGGAAGUGUCUAUGUCUACGUAAGGAACAAAGUUGCCGUUGGCAUCGUUUCAGUUGAGAGGUUCAACACCAACCCGGGCCACGGCAAGAAGGGCUAUUGGUUCAGCGUUGAAGAUGGACGUGUUGUUAGUCCUCAACCCCUGGACAUUCUCUGUGGAAUAUCAAGGAUCUAUGUGUGUCGUCGUUACAGAAGACACGGAAUAGCCAUCAAGCUAUUGCACGCCGUCCAAAGGCAUUUGAUCUAUGGCUUGGUCAUUCCGAGCUUGAAGAUUGCAUGGUCACAACCGUCAACUUCUGGAGGCCAACUGGCGAUGAGGUUCAACGGCAGAAUGCACAAGUCCGGCAAAGUACUGAUACCUGUAUACACAUGAAAGCUCGCUUGCUAUUAUCCAAGUGGUGG
This is a messenger RNA of Williopsis jadinii, 818 nucleotides long. It is a transcript of the gene ECO1, whose product is annotated as Eco1p. The transcript has a single exon. Bases 1 to 789 code for a protein of 262 amino acids. Lineage: Eukaryota; Fungi; Ascomycota; Saccharomycetes; Phaffomycetales; Wickerhamomycetaceae. The record is from RefSeq and is a predicted model, not a curated record. Gene Ontology annotation, cellular component: chromatin; nucleus. Gene Ontology annotation, molecular function: protein-lysine-acetyltransferase activity. Gene Ontology annotation, biological process: mitotic sister chromatid cohesion.